Molecule: messenger RNA, 832 nt
Organism: Camelina sativa (false flax)
Lineage: Eukaryota; Viridiplantae; Streptophyta; Magnoliopsida; Brassicales; Brassicaceae
Cellular component (GO): nucleus; cytosol
Molecular function (GO): DNA binding
Source: RefSeq, a predicted model, not a curated record
CCUCUUUUCCGCGCCGUCGACGAUGCUCCAUCUCCACUGGUUGCUCUUCUUCUUAACUCACGAUCCAUGGCGUUUCACCAUUUGAUGCGAAUUCAAGGCUUCCAGUCCUCUACACUAUCACUUAUUCUUCCAUGUCUUUCAUCACAAUUGCUACGGUUUCGUUCCUAACUGUUAAUUAUGAUCUUCCAUCUUCUCUGAGUUAAUGGACAGUCCACUACUUCUUCCUUAAAUUGUCGUAAGUCCUUCUCUUAUAUAAAACAAUUUCCCUGCCUCCUAUAUAUCUUCGCUGUGUUUUCUUCAUUUUUAUGAGUGAAAUUCAGGCGUAGCAGAUUUCAUAUUAAGCUGCUACAUCUCCGGGAUUAAGUAACCAUCUGUUCUCAGUUGAUUACAAGAGGCAACAAUCUUAAUAUUUGACAGCGACGUGGGUUUUCGUCUCUUGGUCGGCCACAUAACACAAGGGUAAGCAGGGUGGUAAUCAGCAAAAUCCAGAGCAAGAGAAACAACAGGAUGAUGCUAGAAGUGAAGCUGAUGAACGUAGACAAAUGAUGCUUAGUCAAAUAUUGUCUUCCCAAGCCAGAGAGAGAAUUGCUCGAAUUGCCCUGGUAAAACCUGAGAAAGCUAGAGGUGUAGAGGAUGUUAUUUUGAGGGCUGCUCAAAUGGGACAGAUAGUUGAAAAGGUUUCUGAGGAGCGGCUUAUUACACUGUUGGAACAAAUAAACAGCCAAACUGCAAAACAAACGAAAGUCACGAUCCAUAGGCGCUGCGGGGUGGAUGACGAUUAGGAAGAAGGAUAUUAUGCUGUACUUUGAACAUCUAUGGGGCAUCUCACUAC